Cyphomyrmex costatus is the source of this 3649-nucleotide messenger RNA. RefSeq names its product tubulin folding cofactor D (gene TBCD). Bases 97 to 3567 code for a protein of 1156 amino acids. The transcript is spliced from 17 exons. Gene Ontology annotation, cellular component: lateral plasma membrane. The record is from RefSeq and is a predicted model, not a curated record. Lineage: Eukaryota; Metazoa; Arthropoda; Insecta; Hymenoptera; Formicidae. Gene Ontology annotation, molecular function: beta-tubulin binding; GTPase activator activity. Gene Ontology annotation, biological process: tubulin complex assembly; bicellular tight junction assembly; microtubule cytoskeleton organization.
UCUCAAAAAUUGGUGCAUGGUUACGACGAACGUUUCAUUACGAGGUUUGAUCUAGGCGAGUUACGAGCGAAUAGUGGACCUAACAAGAUUUGAACGAUGGUACUGAACGAUUGCGCGGACCCGGAGAGGGUGGGAUGCGGCUUCAGCACAUUCAAGGAGGUGGACGAGGUGACCGCUCUCAUAGCGGAGUUAAGGCAGCCGAAUUUGUUGACGAGUCUUGUAGAACGAAACAGGGAUCGUUUCAAUUUCAUUCUAUCUGAGUAUCAAGAUCAACACCAGCUUUUAGAUCCAUAUCUUGAGAGGAUCCUAGAAUCUCUGUUGUCGAUUAUCAAGGACGAUGAUUGUCCGGAAAACGUCAAGCACAAUACGUUCAAGUAUCUGUUUAUUAUCAUGUCCGUGAAGACAUACAAGAGAAUCGUUACUUACCUGCCACACGAAGUAGUGGACCUCUUGCCUGUGUUAAGAAUGCUAGAAAAGCAAGACUCAAAUGAUGUAGAAACAUGGGAAACUAGAUACGUUUUGCUUGUCUGGUUGUCCAUUAUCUCAAAGAUACCAUUUCCCUUAUCUCGCCUAGAGACGUCUGAGAAUGUAAAUCCAGAACAAACUAUCAUAAUCAGAAUUUUAAAAAUAUGCAAAUUAUAUUGCCUGUUAAAAGAUGCAUGCGCUGUGGCAGCUGUGUUUUUAAUAGCAAAUUUCUUAACAAGAUCGGAUGUUAAAAAGUUAUAUUUGAAAGAAAUGAUCAUGUGGUGUUUAAAGUGUAUAGAAGAUGAUCCAUUGAGACAUGGACCUCUGGCUGUAAUAGCCUCAAUAUUAAAGCAUAGUGCCAGAGAAGAUGUUAAACCAUACAGCCAAAUGCUUCUUGAUAAUAUGUUGAAACUUCGAUUGAGUGACAAUCCAGCAGAUCUGAUUAGAAAAUUUGGAAUUAAAGUUGUCCAGCGUAUAGGCCUGAUAUUAUUGAGAACAAAGUUAGCAUCCUGGCGCUAUCAAAAGACGAGUCGACCAAUAAAUAUCAUGCCUACUGUUAAAGCGAAUAAUAUUGAUAAUACUGAAAGUGUUACUUGUAUUAAAAAAACUAUUUCGAACGACAAUGAAGAUCAGGAGAUUCCCCCAGCCAUUGAAGAUAUAAUAGAGCAACUCAUACAGGGUUUACGAGAUAAAGCAAUUACUAUUAGGUGGUCUGCAGCAAAAGGUAUUGGCAGGAUAACCGCAAGAUUGCCGGUAGACUUGGCUGACGAUGUUCUUGGUUUUGUAUUGAAUCUCUUUUCUGGACGUGAAUCAGAUUCAGCAUGGCAUGGUGGUUGUUUAGCACUCGCGGAACUUGGAAGGCGUGGCCUAUUGUUACCUCAUCGUCUAAGCGAUGUUAUUCCCGUGGUUCUGCAAGCCUUAGUCUUUGACGAACCUAGAGCUUAUGGAUCGAUCGGUUAUUUGAUCAGAGAUGCUGCCUGCUAUAUAUGUUGGUCUUUUCCAAGAGCCUACGAUCCGCAUGUUUUUGAACGUUAUGUCAAAGAAAUUGCAGCAAUGUUGUUAGUUGUAACAUGUUUUGAUAGAGAGAUAAAUUGUAGGAGAGCGGCGUCUGCUGCGUUUCAAGAAAACGUUGGCAGACAAGGCAACUUUCCACAUGGUAUAGAUAUACUGACUGUUGCUGACUAUUUUGAAGUUGGCGUAAGGAGUCAUACAUAUCUCAAAAUCAGCGUACAAAUCGCGCAAUAUGAAGAAUAUAAGAAGCCCUUAAUAGAUCAUUUAGUAGCAAAGAAGGUUACACAUUGGGAUACUGCAAUCAGGGAGCUUUCAGCUAGAUCACUUUUUAACCUGACGGUGACUGAUGCACGUUACAUGAUAAAUACAGUACUACCGACUUUGUUAGAUAUGUUGAAUUCUAUUGACUUGAAUGUUAGACAUGGUGCAGUACUAGCCACUGCAGAAAUUCUUGAAGCUUUAUACAAUUACUUUAAUGAUGAAAUUGGAUGUAUUAUCGGAGCCAUGGCUGUAACUGAUAUACAGGAUAUAGUGCGCACUAUUAGAAAUAGAGGACAAUUUAAAGGUCUUGGGGGAGAGCUAAUGAAACAAGCUUGUUCCAUAUUAAUAAAGAAAUGUUCCAUUGUUCACUUUCCCGUUCAUUUUAUGGAUAUUGUAGAUGACUGGCAGAAAUUACUAGAAGAAUGCUUAAGCCACGAAGUGUUGACAGUUAAAUUAAAAGCAGCCGAAGCACAUACAAACUUUUUUCUAGAAUAUUAUGUGAAUAUCGAUUACAAUGCUCGAAGUGUUAUAGUUAAUCGUUACUUGGAAUCUUUACAAUCGAGUAAUCAGUCCAUUAGAAUAGGAUUUGCACAAGCGAUAGGACAUUUCCCAUUAUUCAUAAUUCGCGAAAGGGUGAAAGAUAUCAUAAAUUCAUUAAUCACAUGUACUCAUAUAUCUCAAAAUACGUUGAAAUGGGCGGAGAGUAGAAAAGAAGCUUUGCACUCUUUAACAAUGAUACUGCAAACAUUAGGAAUUGAUGAAGCUGACAAAUGGCAAUCGUUUGCCACAGAUAUAUACGAUUGUUAUUUAUUGGCUCUUAAAGAAUAUACAAUAGAUAGUCGUGGUGAUAUAGGCGCUUGGGUGAGAGAAGCAGCAAUGAUUGGACUACACGUAAUGACGAAUCUAGUAUCGCAAGCAAAACUAUUCUCUGUAUUGAAUGAGGAUUUAAUGACUGCUAUUAUUGGUGGUAUCGCACAACAAGCUGUCGAGAGGAUAGAUGGAAUUCGAGCUCAGGCUGGAACUGUAUUCAGUGCCCUUAUACAUAGUGACCCGCAACUUGUAAAUAUACCAUAUCAUAACGAGUUGAAAGCUAUAUUUCCUUAUAAUGAAUGUAAGGAAACUAUCGAAUGGAGAAUGGAAUCUGCAACAUUUCCACGAUUUAUUAAGAUGUUGAAUUUUCCACCGUAUAAAAUGAAUUUGUUACGCGGAAUUAUAUUUAGCGUCGGUGGCUUAAGCGAGUCAUUGGUAAAAUAUUCCAGUGUUUCUUUAUUUACUUAUCUACAAGAGAUCAACGAGACAGGUUUAAAAGAUUUGUGUGAAAAAAUAUUAGACAUAUUUGAAGAAAAUCAUAAAAAUGAAAGAAUGAUAACAUCGAUGUUGGCUUUCUUGGACCGAUUGUUGAGUUCAGGUUGCAUUCAGUCUGUCUUAGACGAUGAAAACAAUACAAUUGCAGAGCGUACAUUGACACUAUUAAAACAGGAAAUUAAAUAUUCUAACAAUAUAAAACUACUCAUUAGUAGUAUAAAUGUUUUCUGCGAGUUACUACAGGUACGAGGGCCUGUUGCAAAGAGAGCAUUUUGUCAAUUAAGUAUAUUUUUGUGUCACAAAUAUACGAGCUUAAGAAAGACAACGGCUAUACGUACUUAUGAAACAUUGACUCUUUAUGGAGAGGAGAUGGAUAUAGCAGAAGAAGAUUUAGCAAAUAUACUUAUAAAAUUGAACGCGACAGAUUGGGAACAACCAAUCGCAGAUUUACGUCCAAUUAGAAAUAAUUUGUGUGAGCUAAUGAGGGUACCUGCUCCAGUUUUGCAAAUAAAAUCAGCUAAUUGAGAAAGACUAACUUAAAGUAUGAAAAAUUUAGCUUUUUUGUAUCUAAAAUUGUAUUUUAUUUGUACGCUUAAAUGGCAUAAAG